Molecule: messenger RNA, 6887 nt
Organism: Ylistrum balloti
Lineage: Eukaryota; Metazoa; Mollusca; Bivalvia; Pectinida; Pectinidae
Product: mucin-2-like
Exons: 4
Coding region: 143-6301 (2052 amino acids)
Molecular function (GO): SMAD binding
Source: RefSeq, a predicted model, not a curated record
ACACAAUGAUCGAAAAUCCGCAUAAAACCGUUCAUUUUCAAACUGAUUGUGUUCUGGAUACUUUCGUUGUCUGAUUACAAAUGUUGAGUGAUGGUAGACUGCAUGAGCCGGGGUCCCCACAUAAUGUGAGGUGUAGCACGUCAUGUCUACCCAGGAACCCAAGCCAGAGGCUUUCAAUCCUCUCGACAUUCUUGCUACAGCAGCUGCUCUCAAACAAGUCGACAAAGGUCAAGGAGAUAAAGGUCACGUAGACAAAGGUCAGGGACACACCAUGACUCAGUCAUCACCAUCCAACAGUGAGGACAAUGUUACUGACAAUAAUGCAGAUGCCAAAACCAGUAGUGAAAACAGCAAAAAUGGAAAUAAUGGUGUACACAUGAGGAAAAUCAGAGUGCUAAAAAUAACCUCAGAUAUAGAAAAAAUGUUAGACGAACACAACUAUGGAAAUUCCCGUAAAAAUUACGGAAAACCUUCAGGUUCAUGGCCUGAGACAAGUGUUAAGGACAGAAAAGUUAUUGUAACAGUGGUGAACGGGACAGGUGAUCAUACAGUGGUAAAACCUAUUGAUUCUGUUGAUGUGGGGCCUUCAGGGGACGGUGUAAGGGCCUCAGGUGACAGGAAGAUGGACAAUGAGGGUGACCAGGUGAAUCACACUAGUGAUACAGGUAACCUGCCAGAGGCCGGCCAAGAUAACAAGGCAGAGGGCAUUGAGACACAUGAGAUAAGCUCAGUAAGUGGAGAUCACUCCGUCAGUACAGAGAUCAAUGAUAAUAGUACAGAGUCUAGCUCAGAUAGCACUUCAUGUACGUGUACUGAUAAAACACAGUGUUCAUGUGUGAAUAAAAAUAUACACAUAAACACUUCCCCAUGUUUAGGUGAUGAUACCUCAUGCAUAACGCUGUCCAAACCAGCAGUGGGGCAGGAGUGUUCGUGUGUUAAAUCUAAUAAUGAAAAAGCAUCUGAAACAGAACCAGAAUCCCCAAGUCAUUGUGCUGUAAUAGACAAUCAACCUGGAUGUGACAAUAAACAAGUUGAACCAAUAUCUGUGAAUAACUCAGGUGUGUCAAACUGUGAUACAGGUAGCCAAGGUGAUGCUACCACAGAUCUCACUGCCUGUCAGCUGGAGGUGAACAGUACAUCCAAUACACUGGUAAACCUUGGAGCUUCAAAAACAAAAAGUCACAUUCGCAUGGUUUCUCACACCAUGCCAAACCCAGAGACCAAACUCCGUCAACCUCAGACUCUGGUGAUAAACAUCAACCACAACAAGCAGACUGCCCAAUCAGAUAUUGGUUAUUUAUCUUCCAAGGCAGACGACUCUUUAGUGACCAGCUCAUUAUCUAAUUCUAAGGAUCUGUGUGUGGAGACUAGUGACAAUUGUCCUGGAGAAUCUGGGUCUGAUAAACUGAAAGAUCAUGAUGAAAUGAAAGACAUAUGUAGUGCAGACUUUCAGACAGCCAGUGUAUCACCAGUUCAGACAUCUGCUGGGCAAGUCUCCAUGUCACAAUCUACCUUUGUAGAACAAGAUCAGGUGUUGGAAUCAGAUAUGGUGGCAAAAUACAGCAGUGUUGCUCAGGAAGGAGAAAGUUGUGAUGAUAAUGUAAUUUGUGAAAAAGAAAUACCGCAAAUUGGAGAUGAUAAGCUUUGUUGUAAAAAGCCUAUAGCUUCUACAUCAUCACUGGAAAAUGCUAGCAGUCCUGAACUUGUUGAUAUUCCAGAGCAAGCUUCUGAAAAAAUGUUCGAAGAAGAGCUUUUCAAAGAAAGCAAUGACAGUAGCGCAUUUGAUGACCCAGCAUUUUCCAAUUCUAGUAGUAAAAUUUUCUUAAAAACUCAACCUUGUUUAGAAACUCAUCAAAUAAGUUCAUGUUUGAAACCGCUUGUACAAUCAGGACGAAGUGAUGAAACCAGUUCACCUGCUUCUGCAGAUCAUUGUUAUGCAGGAUUAUCAGAAAAUGUUACAGAACCAAAACCUGUGAGGAAAAGUAUAAGGUUACAGUCAGCUGACAGCCUUGUCAGUGAUCUAUCUCAGGACAGUGGUUUUGUCGAGGUUUCACCAGGGACUCCAAGUGGGAAUAAAAUGUUUCCAAAUAGGCUAAGUGACACACCUGUUGACCAGAAAAUGGAUAGUGGAAGCUCUGACUCAAGUCCUGAAAAUGUAGAAAUUAAAGACAUUAAAAACUUUCUUGUAACAUCAAGCUCUGCUAGUAUUUUAAGCCAAGAUCUUAGCGACGUCAACAAAACACGAGAUGCUAUCAUUGCGUUGAUGCAGCAGUCAUCUUCAGACAAUGGAGUGACAAACUUGCAUCCAGUACCAGUGACACCUAUCAAGUCUAACAAGGUAUCAAUUCCAAACAAAAAUGUGUCUCCGAAAGUAGGGAAGUACCGUAUUGGAACAUUUGGAUCUGUAAGUAAUUCAGCUAUGGGACUUGAGUCACCUAAGAAAAGACAGUCAGCACAGGUGAUCACUGCAAAGCAGUCAUCUAAGGACUUAGCAAACUGUACAAAAUCACUACUAGGUAAAAUCAACGCAUCAGGAAGGUCUAUGAUGCCAUGUAUUGUAACUAGUGCUAAUAAUGGACCACAGGUAACAAUUCAGGAUUCAUCAGUUUCUGUUGAAUCUCUGGAUAUCUGGAAAGGACAUGUGGAGCAUGAUCAUGAUUACUGCCUCCCACCUGAGGCAGAAUCCUCCAGCCCACACCUCAUGGCAAAAUUGUUAAAGGAUACCUCCAUGAAGAAUGUUUUAAAAUGCGGUGGAAGAGAUAAGAGAACAGAAUCUAGUGAGUCUAAUGGUAGUACUAGUAAACGACCAAGGAGAGUGAGUCUAUCUGGUCGACCAGACUUACCUCGCAGUAGUAGUGCAGAGUUAUCAUCCCCUAGCAGUCUGUCAAGUUCUCCAGUUGAUUUUCCAGUUGUACAACCACAUAUGACAGCAAGACAAAGAGCUAAGGCAGAAAAGGCAGCAGAAUAUGUCAAAAUGGGUAACUCAGACUCAAAGUUAAAAAUUACUGGUAAAUUCCAGGAUGACUACAUUUACUUUCUUAAUACAAAAGUGCGCAGUAGGCGAAGGACAAAUAGUCAAGAUUUGCCACCACAGUUACCUCCUGAUAGGAUUGUUGUACCAACUCCUAAACCUGGUGACAUAGUGGUACCCCAUUUAACUGAUGCAGACCUUGAGGCCAUAAGACUUGGAAAACAUGCUUCAAUCAAAUCUGCAGCUUCAUCAUCUGGAUUAGGAGGUCUACCUGUGUCUGCCUCUUCAUCUCAAAGUCUGAAACAGAUACAGUCCUCACCUUCUAUCAUGGUGACCGCUCCUCCCGUAUCGGAGACCACAAAAUCUAGUGUGUCAUCUACUGGUCCCAUGUCUGAUGAAGAAAGUAAGAUCAUCAAUACCAUUUUGAGUAUGGAAACAGGUGAGAGUACAAGCACUACAUCUUCCUCAAGUAUAGUUCCAGAUGUAGGAACAGAGGUCCCUAGCUUGUCCCUUCCAAAUUCUGAUAGUUUUAACUUCCUACCGGAGCAAAUGAACCUGACUCCGGAGCAAUAUGAAAUCUUGUACAGUGCUAUGGAUGAAGUACAAGGGUUUGAUGACUUGGACUGUGGCCCUUCUUCUCCCACAUCGCAGUCUGAAAUUUCCGAGGAUACAACCACACCUACAGAGCCCAUGUGUCCACAAAGCAGACCAACACAAGUUCUGGCUGCUAACCCAGAGCAUUCAUUGCAAGGCGGGCUGGAUACUUCAACAUUACCCAACCAAGGACAGAAGGUUCCAAUGAAAUGUUCUACCACAGUUGACAAUCCUGUCCCAUCCACUUCACAAACAGAUUCGCUAGAGCCAGCCUGUGAAAGUCAACCUAAAGUAGUCGUCCCUAACCUUGUAAGUGAACCACCAAGCCAGAAUUUAGUGAAAUGUGAAGACAAACCACUCACAGUGAAGACAUUGUUACAGGCAAAUGGAGCUGCCAAGUCUCUCCUACAGUCAGGCAAUACUUCAGAGAGAUCACGAACAGGACAACAUUCUACACUGACGAAUAUGGGUCCAGCCACCACUGUCCAGUCUUUGUUAAAGACUGAUCAGUCAAAGUCACUUCUAACAUCAGACAUUCCCGGUCCCAGCUCUGUCAGUAGCAUUCAGGAUCUUGCAUUUACUUCCUUGGAUAAAUCUUCAACACAGGACCUCCCUUUUACCUCCCUUGAAAAGUCGUCAUUAGAUCUCUUUGAAAAUGACCUUAAAUUGUUUCCGGAUUCAACGGUCCCUGACAACUCUAGUCCUUCUACCAUUCCACCCACUGUGUCCCCAGCACCCCCUGCCACAGACUACAGUGCCCCCUGGAUUGUUACUGUUAGUAUGUUCUGGAAUGAUUUACCUGCAAUUAUGAUUGAUAAUUUACCAUUUGUUCGUUUGGUAGAUAUUCAUAAACAAAUCUUGCCAGCGAAAGAUACAGGAAUUCUGAAAAAGAGGUGUCAACUACUAGGAAUUUAUGUAGGUAACUGCUCAGAAAUGCAGCGCUACUUCCUUGUUCAGUAUGGCAAGGCAUUUAACUCCAAAAGCACCUUGAUUGUGGGCAAAAACGAUGCCAAGAUGUUGAUAGGAUACUAUGUUAACCCUGUUCCCAAAACUUCACGAGGAGAGGAAUCGCUGGUAGGCCGCAGUGUGGAGGACCGUGUGGGACCAUCAAGGUUCUCCAAGGUCAGAGGAGGAGCCAAGGUCAAGGACCACAUUGCAGAGCCAAGGGUGCUUGAAGUACUUCCAAUUCUGUCAGACCCUGUAUCAGCACCUGAGGAGAACGAUAUCCCUGUUAGACCAUUACCUCUUCAGGAUGUUACUGCAACCAGGACUGCAGUCUCUGCAUCAUCAACAGCAGAUUCAGUGUCAGCUUCUCAACCAGGACGUGUAUCACAUAGGACCAGACAUAAAAAAAUUAAUUUCCUUGAAAUGUUGAAAGGGGAUGCCAAUAAUAAUACUAGUUUGGUGGAUAAUGUGACCCCCCAAGGCUCUUUGCCUGGUUCAGAGGAAAGUGUGUGUGAGGGUACUUCACCUAGUAAUGCCACACCAUCUGAGGAAAGUAUAAACAAGGAAAAGAUAGCGAAAAAGAAUGUGAAUGUAAAAAAUAUGAAAAUAUCAUCUGGUAAAGUUAAGAAUAAGAUGGUGGUCAACAGAGAUAGGGUUAAGGUCAAAAAGGGCAAGGAGCCAGUAUCUGAGGAACAGAGUAUGGGGGAGAGUGAAUGUGAGAACCGUGUAGAAGAGGAAGAGGAAGAAGUAGUGGAAGGGCUCCGUGAAAAACUUCCAUUCUUCAUUGGCAAACGAGGGGCUAAGGAUAAUGAUCGCGAACAGAUGGCAAAAAAAUUAAAAAUCAUGAAAAGUCGAAAACCUGGGGCUUUAAAAGUAAAGUGGAAGAUUUUUGGAAAAUCAAAUAAUGCAAAAAGAGUUGUGUUCAAUAAAGGAAACAACAACAAAACUGAGUCACGUGCAGAAAUUUUGGCUGUCAUUCAUAAGGAUAUGGUGCCAAGAAAUGGACACAAGCAUAGAAUGCAGGCAGGCAAUGUGUUUCUGGACCAAUACAAUAGGAAGGACUCAACCUGCAUCAGAUGCUGUACAUGUAAAAAGUUGCUAUCUGUUGAUAUGUUCCUCAUACAUCUACAUGAAAUCGGGGGAAGUGGUAAAUUGUUGUCGGUCAGUCAGCCCCAGGUUAUAUCUCUCAGAGACUCCUACCCAUCAGAAACGCAGAAAAGACUUUGGGAGAAUUUCCAAAAGAGGAGGCGGUUACACAGUAGUAACAGUGAGCGCUCUAGGAAUAGUGCUGUGGAAAGUGUAGACCAGGUACAGCAGGAAAUAUUACCUGUGCCCAGUAAAAAGGUAGAACAAAGGAAAAAAGUGGUUAGUGAGAGACUGGCAAAUCCAGCAAAAGUCACCAUACGACACUCUAGUGUUCCUGCCAUUCAGGCUCCUGUGACACUUAGUAAUGGCAAUGUCAGAAUUAGUGCUAGAAAACGAAAACAGAAGCAGCUAUAUCCCAUAGAGAACUACAGCUUUUCACGCAAAGGGCACCAGAAAAACCUUCCUAUAGAUUCAGAUGGAGAUGAGCCUCUUUCUCCGAAUGGACUUGAGGUAAAUGUUGAUGAAGGUGGCUCUCCCACCAAGAUCACGAGACUUCUACCCCCAGUGUUGGAAAAUGGUACAAGUGUAGGUGUCGAGAGGGUCGUACCCACUGUCAGCCAAGGGAGUGUUCUAACCCUGGCUAAUGGACCGGAAGUGAUAAGUUUUACAGCCCUGCAGGAGGAUGAGGCUAUGGACAUGGAAUAGAUGUGAUUGUUUUUUAUAGUCUUCUUAUUGAGCUGUUUCACAUUCAGUUGUAAGUUAGUUCAAAUUGACAUCACUUGCGACUGGUAUUUGUUUCUAAUUCCUUGUGUCUAUUCAGAACCAAAUAUCAAGUUUCCUGAAACUCGUCAUGUAGCAGUUCAGUAUAAAUGUGAUUUUCAAGUUGCAGUGGGUAUGUGUUUAUGUAGAAGGGAGCAUAUACACAUAGAAUAAUGCAAUAUUUUUUUCAAAUCAAGAUUAAAUUAACAUAUAUGUUCAGUUGGUUAUUCUAGAAAUCAAAUUAUGGAUUAACGUAAUCAUUAGUAAGUUUUUGGAGUUAGGUUUGAUUGACGCAUGUUCAGUUUUGCAACGUUAUUUUUGUUCUGAUAACACAGUCAUAUUGAUAUUGUAAGCCAGUAUGACAGACUAUUGAAUUGUCUUAACAUUAUAAAAAUAAACCGUUUCGUGUUUCCUUUAAAGGCUUUUGUGACAUUUUGGUACAUGUGCAUAACACUGUAUAUUAUGCAGAAAAGUGGUCCAAUGUAUAGGCAAAAAAGAAACAUGAAAUUAAAUUUAUCCCAGCAAGUAUUAA